CGUUAAUGUGCAAAAUCUUCCCCUCUACUCUGCGAGGUAAUGCUCGAACUUGGUAUUACAGUCUACCCCCGAGGUCAAUUAGUUCUUACACAGAGAUGGCAUCUGCAUUUGCCAUUAAGUUUUCCAGUAGAAGGUUGAUUAGGAAAACUACCACUGAAUUGAUGCGAGUUAAACAGAAGGACGGAGAGUCUCUAAAGAACUACAUGAGCAGGUUCAAUGAUGCGGUGUUGGAGGUUAGUUCCUUCGACCAAGCUAUGGGUAUUGCAGCUGUAAUUUCUGGUCUCAAACAUGAUAGGUUCAGAGACAGUUUGAUCAAACAUGCUGCCACCACCUUCAGCGAGGUGAAUGAUAGGUCUCUCAAAUUUAUAACUGCUGAGGAAUACGCCCUGGCACAAAACCAACCUUCCUCUAAGAACCAGAACCCAGAAUGGAGAGAUGACAAUCCGAGCCGGAAAAGGAUGAGAAUGGCGCAGAACCGAGGUCCGAUGUUGACCUCCCCAACGAGAUUCGGAAGGACGAACUCAACUCCCCCGCAACAACCUGCAGGUAAACCUCCAGUUAAUUGGACUCCCUUUAAUCUGCCGAGAUCACGGCCAUACUACGAGCAGUGUAACAGCUUAAAGUCCGAACUAGAAAGUUUAGCUCAGAAGGGAAUGCUGAAUGAGUAUGUUCAGAGAGCUGAGCAACCGAGGUUUGUCAGAGAGCAGAGGCCGCAGCCUCAAGGAGUCCGCAAUCCCCCAAAUAGACAAGGUGUGGGAUAUCAGCAAACCCCAUCUCCGCUCCCACCACCGGCUAGAAUCAUACAUAUGAUUACGGGAGGCCUUAAAGCAGGUGGACUGAGCUCUAAACAGCGAAAGCUGUAUGUCAGAGAAGUUAAGCAUCAAAAUCGAGCUCAGAAGCGAAAGAUUGAUGAUGCUGAGUGGAAAAAUCAACCUAUUACUUUCACAUCUACUGACCUCGACACAGUUGUUACACCCCACAAUGAUCCUCUGGUCACUUCCGUCAUGAUCAAUAACUGUGAAGUACAACGUGUCCUUGUUGACAUCGAGAGUGCACCAGACAUCAUGUAUUUUCACUGUUUCGAGAGUCUGGGACUAGAUCCAGCUCUGUUGCAGAAGUAUGAUGGUCCUAUCUAUGGUUUCAACAACCAGCCUGUUCCGGUAGAAGGAGUUCUUACUCUCCAUGUGGCUUUUGGAAGUGACAGAACCUAUGUAACCCCGUCGGUCUGGUUCCUCGUCGUCAAAAUGGCGUCCUCUUUCAACAUUGUUAUUGGUUGACCCACAUUGACCGAAAUCCGAGCUGUGGUUUCCCAAUCUCACCUCUGCAUGAAAUUCCCCACUCCUAUGGGAAUAGCAACAUUGCGAGGAAACCAGGAGGUGGCCAGACACUAUUAUAU
Molecule: messenger RNA, 1396 nt
Organism: Rubroshorea leprosula
Lineage: Eukaryota; Viridiplantae; Streptophyta; Magnoliopsida; Malvales; Dipterocarpaceae
Source: the annotation of a GenBank genome assembly